This is a messenger RNA of Racocetra fulgida, 405 nucleotides long. The record is from the annotation of a GenBank genome assembly. NCBI's taxonomy places the organism in Eukaryota, Fungi, Glomeromycota, Glomeromycetes, Diversisporales, Gigasporaceae.
AUGCAAUCAGCACCAAAUAGAUUCUCUAAAAACCGAUCUAACGUGACUCAAGCGUGUGAUGCUUGUAAACGUAAAAAAAUUAAAUGCGACAAUGCAGGACAUCUCGAUCAAUCUACCAAAUGCAGCGUAUGCAUAAAACAUAAUUAUGAAUGCGUUUAUUCUACUAAACCAAAAAAAAGAGGACCAAAACCAAAGAAAGGCCGUCCAAAUAGUCAAGGUGGCGAGUUAUUUCCUGGGCUAUCUCAAGAAGACAUAAAGCUUGUUUCCAACUGGUGUAGACCAGAUCAAAAAUUAUCCUUUGUGGUAGAUAUUCUCACCUCGACCUCAUCAUUGCCAUGUCGAGAUGCAAAAAUUGAAGGUCAUUGUUGUCAUAUGGGAUGUAUUGUGAGAUAUAAAAACAACUAA